CCCAGAAACAACUUGUUGAGCGGCAGAAAGAGCCAGCGCAUCGCUCUCUGUUUUGUUGUUCCACGCACACGCACUCCACAGAAUUACACACGUCAGCAGCGUGUAGGUCAGAUUAAGGGAACCAUUAAUCGCAACCACACAGGAUCGAGAUGCGUCAGCUGAAGGGAAAGGUCAAGGAGACGCGCAAGCAGAAAAAGGAGCGCAAGCUGGACAACCUCGAGAGCCAGGCCAAAAUCCGCACUGUAGUGCUGCCCGCGGUGGGGGUGCUUGCUGUUUUCCUGGUAUUGUUCGUUUACCUGAAAACCCGCCCGGCGGUCUUGGCCUAAUCGAAAGGACAACUUCAAACAUACAUUUAUAGCUCUAAGUUAAAGUGAAAGCCCUGCAAAGAUUAAACUUGUUUACAGAGAUAGCUUUAAAAGUAACAUUAAAUCGCCAUUCGUUCGGCAAAAAUGUAUCUUUUAUUUACAGUGGAACCUUGCUAAGAUCAACACAUCAAUUUUCUAUAUAAUUUUAAAAAUACUGUACAGUAUUCGUCCAAGUGAAAACAUUUCUUUUAAUUGAUCCCGUUUUUAUUUUUCAUUUUAAUAGUACAGGUCAAACGAGAAGGUAUUUACAUUUGGUUUAGUCACGAUUUUGUUAAAUUGAAGAAGCCAACAUUUUGUUUACGUAAUAAAAAAUUAUUUUCGUCAGUUAACAUUUCUGAGGCUGGUCUGUACUUCGCCUGUAAGUGCUAAUAGUGUUGAAAAACACCGAAAGCAAUGGCGCCUAAAUCAAAACGAAAAAAUCCAUCAGGAGAACUGUAAAAACCCGGCCAAAGUGUGUAAAUGAAUGUUUUAGUCAAGACAGUGGCAACCACAAACAGGUUUUAUUUUUGGCCACUAAGCGAUUCGAUUUCCCUUGCAUUGCCCUUGCUUGUUAUUUCCACCACAUCCGCAGAGCAAAAUAGUUCGCAGUCGGUGACCUCAACCUCUAUAACGACAAAUUUUAGUGAAAGUGCAGUGCGAAAAGCAGUAACUGCAAAAGCGUUAUCAGCUCGACACCGAUUAUCUAAUCACAGCUGGGAGAGUCGCAGAGAGCCAGUCAGCUGCUGUCAACCACCGCUCUCAUUCGCAUUUUUGACGUUUCUUUUGCACAUUCUCACUCUCACACUGGCGGUUGCAGGCGACAAAGGCGCUUUCCAUUACUCGACAAUGCUGAAGUUUUUGUUGACCUUUGGCGCCGGGGUUUAUACGGGCAUCUACGUUUCGCAGAACUAUGAGGUCCCCCGGGUAGAUGAUCCGCAGAAGUUGAUCCAGCGUCUGAACGAAAAAGUGAAGGAGCUGGUUGACCAAAGCAAGAACAAGUAACAGCCUUGAUCCGCUGGUGAGAAACUUGUGGACGACAUCAAAAAGGAGGCUAAAAAGAUACUGGAUGACUGACUGGUGCGAUGAGUUCUCGUUUUGAUGUUAAACAAAUUUAUCUAUUAUCAAAUAAAGCGAUGUUACAUGUGUAA
This is a messenger RNA of Drosophila ficusphila, 1492 nucleotides long. RefSeq names its product single-pass membrane and coiled-coil domain-containing protein 4 homolog. The record is from RefSeq and is a predicted model, not a curated record. Bases 150 to 326 code for a protein of 58 amino acids. The transcript has 4 exons. Lineage: Eukaryota; Metazoa; Arthropoda; Insecta; Diptera; Drosophilidae.